Molecule: messenger RNA, 11006 nt
Organism: Helicoverpa armigera (cotton bollworm)
Lineage: Eukaryota; Metazoa; Arthropoda; Insecta; Lepidoptera; Noctuidae
Gene: unc80
Product: protein unc-80 homolog
Exons: 66
Coding region: 158-10462 (3434 amino acids)
Biological process (GO): monoatomic cation homeostasis
Cellular component (GO): axon; cation channel complex
Molecular function (GO): monoatomic cation channel activity
Source: RefSeq, a predicted model, not a curated record
UUGCGCGGAACCUCAUUCCCAGUCUCGCGUCCCAUGGAAGAGGUCCUCGCUUCCUUCCUAACUUCCCCAUAGUGCAACCAUAGGAUGUAAACAGUGGUGCUUCCCAUAAGUUUCUAACCAUGUGUUAAUUACUGCAAGUGAGGAAUCCUUCCUUGCUAUGAAAACCAAAGACAUGUCCGAAGAAGACCCCAAUUCCGAGGAGGUGGUUCCGAUUCCGGUCCAAAUAUUCCUUUGGAGACAAACCACCCCGUUUGUAAGACCGCGCCUCGGAAAAGUUCACGAUGCCGCCUGCAUGUUCUGUCAACGUGCUCCUGGACACCAUGAAGUCAAAGAAGCAUGUAAGUCGUUUGAAAAAGUUCUGGUUCAGAACUUGCGCUUCGGCCUAUCCAUCAGCUUAGCGGAAGCUAUAGAGUCCAUUCCACGAUGGCGACUUAUACAAGCAUCCCUACCCCAUGUGAUGCAUGCAUUGGCAGCAUUGCUGCACAACAGAGUAAAGGACAACAUGCAAUCAUUGGGGAACGUGGAAACAAAGCUGCUGUACACAUUGCAUUGGAUCCUCCUUGAUGCAUCGGAUGAAUGCAUUGAGAGUGACUAUGAGAAUGGAAUCUACUACUCAAAUCCUUUCCAUUAUCUGUUUUCAAUACCUGCUUUGACGCUGUUUGUGUUCCUGUUUGCGCCACUGUCUCACCACCUGAAAGAGUCUGACUUCACAAACAACUAUCGGUUAGAAAAUGGCCUUAAGAUGUGGCAAGCGAUGUGGGAGUUCAGGCACCCGGAAGCCCCUUGCUUCACCACACUGGUCAAGCCAAAGCCCAAGCCUCUAGGUGGCAAGUAUUCCAAGAGACACCAGCCAGGCGACGUGUUUAUGGGACGAAAACUGUCGAAAGAGGAAGGAGGUGGUGGUGGGAAUGUGAAUGGAAGUCCGCCCAGCCAGAACGUGUCGAUGUCGCAGUCGGAAGUGACGUCAAAACAGGCCAGCACUGAGGAGGAACCGUGGCUGUCUUCUCCCAAAGACACCAUAUUCCCUGAAACUAUUCCUGAAGAGAGUUCUAGUACUGAGGAAGAACAUGUGUUUAUAUACCGGCUUCCUUCGGAGCAAAAUUUCGGUGGUGCUGUCAAAGAAGCUUACACAGUGUACGCUGCGGAUCCCAGUAUUUUCCAACUGCGUAAGACCGACCCCUCAAAGCCGGGACUGCCAGGCAUCAAACCUUUGCCACAAAUAACUAAGAUGAGUUCGUCAGAUAAAGAGUCUUUAUCGGACAGUGGCGGCGGCGGCGGUGGGGGUGGUCCCACAAAAGGCACUCCUACUUCAACAGAGAAAGCACCCACAGCUAAACAAGGAAACGUGUCAGCUGCAACUUUCCUGGAUGUAGCCACGAUGCGAUGUUUAUUUACAUCGCAGUGGCAAGAAGAAGGCGUGUAUUGGGCUUUACACUAUUUAUAUAACAGACUUCGCGACAUAUGCGACGACAUGUCCAAACAAACGCAACCGAGGAAAAGGAGCAAUUCACUGCCGAUACCGAAAAUAGAGGUCUCCGUAUACCAGAGUCCAGAUAUAAAGGACAGAGACUCACUCAAGAACUUCAUUGAAGUUCCAGAAGUCAAGGACAUGUCUCCAAUAACAGAAAUGCCUUUUGCAUCACCACCGAAAGCUGAAGAGGAGAACGUCAUGAUGCGAAGGUCCAGCGAGAAGAUAAAAAAGAAAAUGAAAAUGGCGGACUUAAAAGCGUUUGUCGAAACAAAGUUGUUGUCGAAAUCAGAAAAGGCGCUAGAGAAAAUUGGCCACGACGAACACAAGACGUUCUCCUUCCACUCUGCAGUUAGGAUGCUAUCUGAAUACCACAGAAGUCUGGACAAUACGGACGAUCGGCCUAAUUCUGCGCUAGCGAGUAACUUCCCCCCAAUAGCCCCGAGACUCACUGGUGAUUUGUUCCACUGCAACCUUAUCAAAGGGAAAAGUAUGCCCAGCCUUAGCUGUUUGAUUGAUGAGCUAGCAUCCAAUGGGUACAUAGACGAGGUGAGAACAGAACGAACUCAGGGCCCCUCAAACACGAUGCCCACAAAUGCGCAGAAGAAAAAGAACCCUAUUAUAACUGUCACUGAACAUACGCCUACACCAUCACCGGAUUAUUUGUCGAAGACUAGACAGGGAUCACUAGAAUCUCAAAUAGACUCAGUCAGCAUGCAAGGGUCUCAACACAUCCCUACACCAGAACGCAAGCCUAGCCUCACACGCUCUCAGACCGACUCCAACAUUACUUACGUGGUUGAAGAAAUACAAGAGGCUCCCGGAUCUUUGCAUUAUAUCACAAAAGAUGGCGAUAUUGAUUUCCAAGUUGUUCUUAAAGCCGUAUACUCCGUAUCAACGAUGGACAGUUUCUACAUAACUCUUCGUGUAAUGGAAGUCAUGUUGAACUUGGUAGAUACUCUCAUGGAAAUGGGCGUACACAAAAACUGGCAAAAUACGAAGAACGAUGAACCGCAACCGGGUAACGUUGACCCUAUGGCUGAUUUUAAUAAGGAUAAGGACAGCAAAGAAAGAGAUUCUGGUAUCCCAUGUGCUCAAAGUCAAGAUUCCACAAACGUGGAAGGAGGCGAUAGUACAAAGGAGAAAACGAGAGAAGAAGACAAUUUGGAUUGUCCUUAUUACAUGAUAAUGCAUGUUAUACUCAGGUUACUCCGUCAACUAGGCUGUUCCCACGGUUGCACGACAGCCCUCCGAGGUCCUCAAGCCGAAUGCCUCCGAGUUCAAGCUCGCAACUCGCUACGUCAAUUACGUUCAGCUUCCAUACCAAAGUUCACGGCUCGAUUGAAGGAAAUGACCAAAUAUUCGCCCAUACGAGAAGUGCUGGAUAACUUGCAUGCGGCUGUUGGGUUCUGUGCUGAACCUUCUACUUUGGUUUCUCCCAUGAACCAACAAAAACGCAGUUUCACGAAAUCUCCAGAUAUAACGAAUCUGCAGUCGGGAUACGCGUCUAACUUCGGCGCCGGUCAGGGACCGAAUGCGAGCAGAGCUAUAGAGACAUUCAUCAUUGAGACUACCUUCCGAGUUCUUGUUACGAGGUUCGCUUUAAUGCAUAAAGAGUUGAAGAUGCUUGAUAAUUCUACAUUAUACAUGGAAGUUCGUUUACUACUGAGCUAUGUACGCGAAGCUCACGGCGGAGAGUUUCGAGUGGUCGCGUUUAGCGCAUUGAUGGACACCGCAGAAAGACCUGACAGCCAACUGAAAGAGUCUAAUAUGCAGACUACUAGAGUUAUUAGACACAUUCCUCGUCAAAGCGAAGAGGAACGUAACUCAGACACGGGCGCGGACUCUGGCUGUGCUCCUGACGAGCGAUCACAUAAGAAGUUUACUUUCAAGAAGAGAAGCACUUCUUCUACUGGGGCACAUAGCCUCUUAGAAACAGAAGGCGGCGAGGAAUCAGCGAGCCAGUCGCCACUCUCAGUGCGGACACGGCGCUACCAGCUCACGCCGCGACAAUCUGAGCGAACCAUCCCGUCCGCCUCCUCCGCAGACAUCACGCCGCAUCACAAGAUCUCCCACUCCAAGUCUAUCCCGUCAAAGUUCCACAUCGCAGGCAUUGUAAAUUGGUUCCGUCAAAAACCUCAUCAUUCUCAAUCCUUGAUCCGCAAUGGAGGUGGCUCAGGAGAAUCGCUGCCGAUCUCUGGUAGUAUGAUAUCUUUGGCUCGACCACCGCAUAUGCCGCCUCCACAUACGUCCCGCCCUGUACAUGUGAAGCGUAGAGUUGGAUAUACUUUGAACAGGGCUCGAAAGAGGGUUGAAGAUAGACUGAACAGAUUUGGACUAAGAAAGAUGGGCAAAAAGAGAGAUGGCAGCAUUGAAGAUACCAGUGGCGGUUAUAUGUCCCGUCGUGGCUCCGCAGAGGGCGGGUCGGGCGGAGGCGAGUCAGAGGUAGUAAUACUAAAGCGACGACGCCUCGUGGCCGCCGCGCCGUUAUACGCAGGACUGGCGCGUUUCAACUUUCUUUUGGAUGCAACGCAGCCGGGCGGGACUCCGGACGCGCUUUUCAUGGCCGCUCUGUUGGAUUUGCCACAUACCGUGGUUGUUGGAAGAGCUGCAAUACUUCUAGAAUGUGCGCAUUUAGUACAUAACUGUAAUAAAGGACAGUGGCCUUAUUGGCUGAAGUCAAAUACGUCCAAAGCGGCUGUGUCUUUGAACCCUCAACUGAAGAGGCAACGUUUAGCUGGCAAGCUGUUUUAUCAAUGGGCAGAAGCUAUAGGAAACAGACUGGAAGAAAUGUUGAUAGAAGACAAAAAGCACAUCGAUACGGUCGUCAACUUAGUUAACGAUCCAGAUGGACAGCGAGAACUCUUGCAGCAAGAUGAGGAAGAGGAUUUCUUAGACGAAGCCAGCAUACGUCUCCCUGGAAAACCCGUUGGUGCCGACUGCCCUCGAGCCCUCAGAAUCAUUGCGUGUGUUCUUCUAUUCGAGAUCACAGCAUUCCUACGCGAAACCUAUCAAAACCUGCCGAAGACAAACCGAUCCUCGCUAAAGGAAAGAGGACCCUGGGACAGAGUUUACAGGGAGGCUAACCGUCGAUGGAGUAUGGCUCUCUCGAGCAUGGGCCACUCGCAGGCGUCUGCGCAAAGCUUGCAAUCCAUUGCGGGAGCUGAGACAGAGAGAAAGAUAUCAUUCGUACUACAUGAACCGGAGAAUGUGUCUGGUGGAAGCAAUGUUACGUUAGCAGAUGCGAUACCCCCGGCGGUGGACGAUAAGAAGGGUCGUCUUGGAUCUCGCGGCAAAGCGGGCAUGCAUCGUCGCAAUACUCAGCAAACACACUCCGCUUAUGGCUCGUUCAAACGACGAUCUAUCAAGCUCAGACAAAAGGAUACUAGAGAUGUUGUAGAUGAAUUUGUAACGAGAAGGUCAGAUUCGAUACAAAGCAGACGGAAAGUGUCUUCGCUGUCCGAUAGAAGUGAUACUUCAGAAGUUUAUCCGGGUGCAGGAGGAACAGUAAUUAUGUCAAAUGAAGUGGACAGCGGUGGUGAGGAAAGUCCUGGAGUACUUUCUGAUGAUCACGAUCAUCCACCGGAUAGUCCAGACAGCAAUUCUACCGACCCUCCCGAUACUAAUAAAGGAUUCCCAUGGCUUAAGGUGAUGGUAAAGUUCCUCAACUCUUUCAAUUACGUAUGCUGCCAUCAAAAUUUCUGUCAUCCCUACUGCUUUAGACGAAACAUGAGAUCCAGUGUGCGACUUAUGAAGUCCGUACAAAAGAUUUAUGGUGAGAAGUUUGGCCCAGAAAUUAAUACGACAAGUUCUGACGAAGGAAAUGGUGGGACGCGCCGAGGGCGACGCUCUCGCAAGUCCUCAGAGCAUUCUACAGAUAGAAUCGAGCGGUCUGUAAUCGAGAGCGCUGGUUUAGCGUACCGAGCUGCGGGUGGGGAACAAAGCAAUCUUGCGGCUGAAGGAGUGCCUUCUAAACCAGCUGCCGUGCCUUAUCCGCCUGUAGACCCGCCUCCUAUACUGAAGUAUUUGAAGGGACAGGUCCGAGACGCCUACCAUACUCCUUUAGCAACCUUAAUCAAAGGUGCCACAACUAUGGGAGAGGACAUGUUCGCAGAAUGUGCUCCAGUAGCUUGGCAGUUACUACUAGAAUCUGAUCGAGAACUCAGUUCUUGUGCCGCGGCACUGUUUAUAUUAGCUGCGGUAAAAGCCCCGACUACCGCUACUGAGAUCAUGCAUAAUGAUUUGAAGCAUAGCGAGCCGAGUACCAGAAUAAACGCAAUCCUAAGAUUCCAAGUAAUGUGGAAGCUCAGAUACCAAGUAUGGCCCCGCAUGGAAGAAGGUGCUUCCGUCACAUUCAAAGUGCCUCCCCCAGGCAUUGAGUUCACGUUACCCUCCCCUAAGAUCGGCAUCGAGUCGCUCGCUGUAGUGGACCCACCGUGGACCCCACAGGUUAAAGACAAGGAUAUGGAGAUGACUUUGAAUCAGGAAAGACAUCGUUCCCUAGUGACAGCAACGAAAACUCGCAAGAAACAGCAAACGGAGGCAAUAAAGAGAGCUCUUCAACAACGUAAUGAUAAGAAACGUGCGGAGCGAGAGAGUUUCCUUAUCACUACUAUACCGAUCACGAGGCAGGCUGCCCGGGAACCCGCUUUGGAUCAUGCGGCUGAUGAUCAUGUUGACCCACCAGCUGACGAAGAAUUAGUGGAAGGUGUCCGAGGUUCUCAUCACACACAAGUAGCUUCCGCAUUGUUCCCUUCAACAUUAUGCUCUGCUGUAGCCGAGAUUGUUUCUCUGCUAGACGAUGCUGCCGUUUCUAGAGACGGAUGUUCGGUCUAUGAAGUGGCUUAUCAGGUUAUCUGGUGUUGCCUCGUAGAAGACUCAGCACUAUUCCUCCGCCAUGUUCUUGAAAGAUUAACACGCGACCAUCAAGACGAGAUGUUCAAGCUACUCCGUCAUUUGAUCCGGUUCAUUCCGCGAUUACCACAGCAAGCUGCCUUUGCGCUUUACAACUAUAUUAUAGGGUAUGUCAUGUUCUAUGUGAGGAGUCCCCAUGAAGAGGGGCAGAGGCUCGUUGGUGCUGCCUUGUCUAUAUUGUGGAUGGUGGUUCACAGUGUACACGGUAUAAUGUUCAAAGAUCUGAAGCAGAUUUUGCGCAAAGAGCAAUGCGAUGCUUCUAUUCUUCUUACUGCUAAUGUGCCUGCUGCUAAAAAGAUUAUCGUUCAUGGCCCACCUGACAACGAAGGUUGCAUUCCGUCCCAGUUCCCUGUGCAAGAAGACACAGUAUUUGCUCAAAUACUCAAAGAGUCGCUCGAUUUCUUCGGCAUACCAGAGAAGUUACAUCGAGAACAUUUCCUUGUCGACUUUAAAACACGUCAAAUUCACAACCCACAAGGUUACGUUCGAGACCACUAUUUCUUCAAACGCUCCCAGUACCCUCAAUUAGGAUUGGUCCACAUGGAACCCGAUGAAGCAUUUCAAAAACUGCAAGAACAAGAACUCUUGCAGAAGUUCGUUGAAAUAGGAAAAGUUUUGCUUACUUGGGCUAUAUUGAAAAAUGUUGAUAUGGUGGUCCAACGUGUAGUAUUUCUACACGAUGAACUCAUGAAGUUGCCAUCAUUCCCCCGCAAGGCUCUUGAAGCAGAUCUCGUUCUAUACAGUCGCGGAGCCUUGGGAUCUACACUUUUAGGCUUAGAUGUUUUACAUAAGUUUAUGUGGGUACGACUAAUAGCUCGAAUGUUUGAAGCUAUGGCAGGAAACUUCACGUCAUCACGAGAUAUUCAUUUGUUCCUCAACGUUCUGAAUGGUGCUCUAAUGUUGCAUAGCGAAGACUCUUUGAUACUCCGAUAUGUUAUUGCCACGUAUGUCAAUGCUGCUUUUAAUUUUAAAAGCAUAUUUUCUACAAAUGGGUAUUUGCUCAUCAUGCCAACAUUACUACAAAUAUACUCAAACUUCCAAACAAAUAAGCUAGUCACUACAACGAUUGAGUACGCGGUCAAACAGUUUUAUUUACUAAACCGCAAACCAUUUAUUCUGCAAAUGUUUGGCUCUGUGUCCGCCAUUUUGGAUACAGAUGAAGAAUCAACUUAUGGAGAUGCAAGUAAAGUACAGUCAAGCUGCCUCUUCAACCUCCUUCUAAGUUUAGAAACUCCAUCACCUGACCCACUUCACAUAGCUGAGUUAAUCAAGGAAGAGAAACCACUAAAGCCGAUAGAUUUCUGCUAUCGUGAUGAAGAGGAGAUGGUCAAUGUGUUGGACUGUAUCAGCCUUUGCGUUAUGGUCGUGUCGUAUUCUGCUGAAAGCAUGAGGGGGUAUCAGAUGUUGAUAAUAUUGGAAGCAAUACUCCCAUGCUACGUAAAGCAAAUUCAACUGCCCACCUACAAUCGAGAAGGAAAAACAGAGAAAGAAAUUAUACAGCAACUUGCCAUUGCUAUUAAAACACUUGUGAAUAACUGCGAAGGACUAUCUAAAUCUUACAACGGCCCAUACAGAACGUCUCCCGAACAUAAAGGCUCGUCACAGCGGACGGGGCCGCGUACUGCCGCCGCUACUAUCAUUGCCUUUGAGGAGUCACACUCUAAGUACGAUAACUCUAAGAUGCCUGUACCUGAGUAUACGGGGGCUGAGGAUUCUGAGUUGGUGCGUGCAGAAUACCGCAGACCUCGCGAUGUGUUACUAUCGUUAGUGGGUGAAUUUAUCGGACGUGCGACUACGCGUUUGUUGGAAAUCAAUGGCUCUAACCGCAGCGGUGGCACUGAAGGGAAACCUGUGGAGUUGCUGGAUUCUAAAUCACAUGCUCGCCUUGCAGAAAUAGCUCACUCUUUGCUAAAGGUAUCUCCCUACGACCCGGAGUCUAUGGGCUGUCGUGGCCUACAACGUUACAUGACUCAAGUGUUACCUGCCGCCGAUUGGGCAGACGAUGCUUUGAGACCAGCCCUUAUUAUGAUACUGAGAAGAUUGGACAAAGUCUUCCUUAAAAUUGCUAAGAAGCCUAGCAUUAGGAGAAACACUGAUUGGGAUUCCGCAGCAGUUCUCUUGAAGGGAGUUUAUGAAACGAUGAUUCGUUGUCCCUACAUAAUGCAUUGGCAACAUGUGAAAACUCUGCUCAAUACCGUUCAAGCGCUCAUAGUAUCAGACAACAAUUGUGGAGAGAACUUAUCUUCGGCUACUGCAGCGCUUAUGUCUCAACCGCCACCGCCACAUUUCUGCAGCACAGUUGUUCGAUUAAUUGCGUUGCAAAUUAUUAACACUGGUGAUAGUUAUUCGCUAGAACAAAUGUGUGGAGGCAGUGCAUCGUUUCCAACUGGAGAGAAAACUGAAAACAUGCUCAUGAAUCUAUUCAUGCCUCUUUGUUUACGUGUCGGUAGUGGCAGAAAGGAUGUACCCCCUCUCCGUCAAUCCGACGUCAGCUACUUAGUAUCAGUAGUACUAAACGCCUUAUGUCCCCCCGCGCCGCCGGGACAACUGGCAGCCGUCAACGCUAAGCUCAAUGCUUCGGAUAACCGGGCCAAUUCUCUUACAUUCACUGGCAGUCGAGAUACUAGGAACACUACGAGGCUGUCCAAUCAAUUGUAUAGGAUUGCUUUCUUGGCACUUAAAGUGAUGUGUGCGUGCUUCACAAGCGAGCUGUGCACAGAGUGGGGUCGCAUAGCUCGCGCCAUGAGAGACCUCGGCAGAAGGAAUGAAGCUGCUCAUCAUUUGUGGGACUUCUUAGAGCAUGUGGUCACAUAUAGGACACCUUUAUACAUUCUGUUACAGCCGUUUAUAGUGCAUAAGCUGUCUCAACCUCCCAUCGGGGACAACGAGCGUCACAUGCAGUUUGUAGUUCGGGAACGCGUGAGAGGGCUCAAGUUACCCGCCGCGAGGGCAAGAGGUGCUUUACUAGCCGAAUUGGCGAGGGAACUGAGGCAUAUGCGCGAUACACAUGAUCAGUAUAAGUUUGAACAAAUAGCAGAAAACCUCGGUCAAGCCGGCGGGAAACGUGCUUCCGAAGUGUUUCCCCGUACAACGACGGUGCCCGACAAACAUCAACAACAUCGACCUUCGUUGAUAUCAAUGUUGGUAGGCAGGGGAGGGACGGGAGGACUGCCUAGAACACCUGAUCAUCCGUCCGCACCUCUUUCUGCACAACGAGAAUCGUUAUCAAGUAGCUCAACUACAAGCCAGCAUAUGCCAACGUUUGAGGCUCAGCUGAACAGCGGCCGACUGAGCGACACCAGCAACAAUAACGUUAGCAGUGGCAAUUCGCAUAUAGGUUCAUUGAACAACUAUGGAAGUGACAAGCCAACCGCCAGUACUCCCUCAUAUACAAGCACACAAACUAAACUAAGAUUUGUGCCGUCCGUAGAACUAAAGUUCACGUCUGGGGAAACAUCAAUGAGUCCAUUAUCCCCGAUGUCACCGGGCGAGGCGUCUUGCGGCGAAUGCAUCCCCGCUCGUCCGUCCGACAGUGACAUGUUAGUGGGCGAGAACUCCGACACGGCCGACGCCGAGAGGCCGCGGUUGCAGCGAGCUCACGGACCUUCGAAGAAGACUUUCAAGUUCCGACGCAGUAGGCAUACUAAGCCUGAUGUCAGCCACGUGCGCCUGGAGUCAGAUGACGGCUCGUCCCCGGGCCCCGAGUCCACGCCUCUCCGCCGCGCCUGGUCACAGCCGCCAUUCCUCCAACCUUCCUACAUCAACACCGACACUUCAUACGACAGCGAAAUCUCGCAGACCUCUUCAACGUCCGGAUACAGGCUAGCAUUACCUAACCUUCAGGAGAGCUACAGCCUGCAGGCGUCGAUGACGGAGUCGCCGGGCGGCAGCACGCGGGCCGCGCUGGCGUCGCCGGAGCCCGAGCGCGCCGCCAGCGCCACGCCGCACGCCAGCCCCGACGCUUCUCUAAGCUGCGAAUCGGGGACAUCAUCUGCUGAGAGAACUGCCCUACUGGGUGCAGCUAGCCAACGCUCUUUGUUGUUAAGUAGCGACCUGAGAGAUGAAGAUACACUCCUUUGAACUGGUUCCAAAACUAUGCGCCUUGGCUAUAACUCUUCAGAUGCCUAAUUCCGUAGCCGGACUUGGGUUCCAGUCCAUCUAGAUUCCUUGGAUAUGAUAUUAGGGAAGCUCUUGUAUCAGUCAGAGGUUUACAUGGCCAGGGAAAAUGGAAAUAGAAGAUAAAAAUAAUUGAUAUUAGCACAUGGUCUAUAUGUCUAAGUAUAACUUUUCUGAUUGAUAUUUGAAAACACUGUAGCUAUGUAUGGUACUGUUUUUUUUAAGUCUUUCUAGGAGGCUUAUUAUAAAGCAGUGUUAAUAAGUCAAUAAGUAUGAUUCAUCACCAUUCAUAAAUAUACAUUAAAACAAUUUUAUCUUCAAAAAUAAUAGGGUUUUGGGAUAAGAGAUAAUUAAAUGGAGAUUAAAUAUUUUAACCAUCUCAAACGAUUUUGUGUGAUGUAACAUUAUGGAACAUUUGCCUUUUAUUAAAUGGAAGAUGUUCAUUUUCAAAAUUAGGGAAUUUUAAAAAUUGUUACUGUAAAACAAAAUCAAAAAUAAUACUAAUGGG